Messenger RNA from Sphaeramia orbicularis (orbiculate cardinalfish), 1772 nucleotides. RefSeq names its product tubulin, beta 4B class IVb-like (gene tubb4bl). Bases 118 to 1452 code for a protein of 444 amino acids. The transcript has 4 exons. Lineage: Eukaryota; Metazoa; Chordata; Actinopteri; Kurtiformes; Apogonidae. Gene Ontology annotation, molecular function: GTP binding; structural constituent of cytoskeleton; GTPase activity. Gene Ontology annotation, biological process: microtubule-based process. Gene Ontology annotation, cellular component: microtubule. The record is from RefSeq and is a predicted model, not a curated record.
GCGCAACUAACCCAGGAUCCGACAAACUGCAGGAGCCAUCAUCCUGGCAUUCUCCGCUUCUUCGGAUUCCCAUCUGCAGCUCCGGUCCUCCUUCUUUUUUCUACUCAUCCAUCCAAAAUGCGCGAAAUUGUGCAUUUGCAAGCCGGUCAGUGCGGAAACCAGAUCGGAGCUAAGUUCUGGGAGGUGAUCAGUGAUGAGCAUGGCAUCGAUCCCACCGGUACCUACCACGGUGACAGUGAUUUGCAGCUAGACAGGAUCAGCGUCUACUACAAUGAGGCCACAGGUGGAAAGUACGUUCCCCGAGCCAUCCUGGUGGAUCUGGAGCCUGGUACGAUGGACUCGGUCAGGUCUGGUCCCUUCGGGCAGAUCUUCAGACCCGACAACUUUGUCUUUGGCCAGAGCGGCGCUGGAAACAACUGGGCCAAGGGUCACUACACCGAGGGCGCCGAGCUGGUGGACUCCGUUCUGGACGUGGUGAGGAAAGAGGCGGAGAGCUGCGAUUGCCUCCAGGGUUUCCAGCUGACUCACUCCCUGGGCGGUGGCACUGGGUCCGGUAUGGGCACCCUGCUCAUCAGCAAGAUCCGCGAAGAGUACCCCGACCGCAUCAUGAACACCUUCAGCGUGGUGCCUUCUCCCAAAGUGUCCGACACCGUGGUGGAGCCCUACAACGCCACCCUGUCCGUCCACCAGCUGGUCGAGAACACGGACGAGACCUACUGUAUUGACAAUGAAGCCCUCUAUGACAUCUGCUUCCGUACGCUUAAACUCACCACCCCCACGUACGGAGAUCUCAACCAUUUGGUGUCCGCCACCAUGAGCGGCGUGACCACCUGCCUGCGUUUCCCCGGCCAGCUCAAUGCCGACCUCCGCAAGCUAGCCGUCAACAUGGUGCCAUUCCCGCGUCUGCACUUCUUCAUGCCCGGUUUCGCGCCCCUCACCAGCAGGGGGAGCCAGCAGUACCGCUCCCUGUCCGUGCCCGAGCUCACCCAGCAGAUGUUCGACGCCAAGAACAUGAUGGCGGCCUGCGACCCGCGUCACGGCCGUUACCUCACCGUGGCGGCGGUCUUCAGGGGUCGCAUGUCCAUGAAGGAGGUGGACGAGCAGAUGUUGAAUGUACAGAACAAGAACAGCAGCUACUUCGUCGAAUGGAUCCCCAAUAAUGUGAAGACCGCCGUCUGCGACAUCCCGCCGCGCGGCCUCAAAAUGGCCGCCACCUUCAUCGGUAACAGCACGGCCAUCCAGGAGCUGUUCAAGCGCAUCUCCGAGCAGUUCACCGCCAUGUUCCGUCGUAAAGCCUUCCUCCACUGGUACACCGGCGAGGGCAUGGACGAGAUGGAGUUCACCGAAGCCGAGAGCAACAUGAACGACCUGGUGUCCGAGUACCAGCAGUACCAGGACGCCACCGCCGAGGAGGGCGAGUUCGAGGAGGAGGGAGAGGAAGAGGUCGCCUAAGUCGUCCGUCCGUCCGUCCAGCUGCCUGCCAUUUUACCUCACCCCCCCCUUCCAUCCCAUCCCUCUCAUCACGAAUUGAAGGAUCCACAACACUAUGAUAAAACGGUCUCCAUCUUGAUCACUGUUGCACUAGUGUUAGACGUUGGUGUUAACUGAUACUAGUGAAGUUUUUGGUUCCAAUGUUUUUUGUAUGUUGUGAAUGCACUGAUUUAUCCACAUCCUUGCAUCUUCCCUGUCAUUGCCUUGCCGAAUAAAAAGCAAGUGAUUUUAACUGUGAAGCCUUGAUAUUGGAGAAAGAUUAAAAUCUGAUUAAAAGGCCA